AGAAAGCGAUCGAUUUUUAUUUUAUAAAUUGUAUAUAAAAUAGGUAGGACAUAUUUAUUAGUAAAGUGUUAUAACAAAUUAGAUAUUUUGUAUACUAACAAAAAAGAAAUUGGAUAAGUAUUCAAUAUUCAUAUAAUAUUGUUGUAAGUUGGUGAUAGUGUGAGCUCGAAGCAAGUUUUAGAAUAUGUUUGUACGAAUAACUGGAGUGAAAAAACAGGUGUUGGUAUCUUUGUGUCUAUACUUGGGUCAAAUAGCUGUUGGAUACAAUUCGGCCUGGACUGGAACUAUUACUCCAAAGUUGGAGGAUCCAGAACAAUCGCCGAUUCCGUAUAACCUGACCGAUACGCAAUUGUCUCUGGUUGGCACGAUUGCAUAUCUAGGGGCUAUACCAGGUCCUUACGUGUCUGGGUGGCUAUCAAAUAUCGCUGGAAGGAAGCCAUGUCUGCUGGGCAGUGCUACACUCGCAUGUAUAGGGUCAUGUCUACUGUCUCUUGCUACGAACAUAGCCAUGGUGUAUUGUGGCAGGGUAAUUCUGGGUUUCGCUGAAGGCAUACUGACUGUGAUGUCGAUUGUGUAUAUUGGAGAAAUUGCAUCGACAAAUAUUAGAGGCAUUCUUCUAAUAUUGAUUGGUAUAUCUCAAACAUCAGGAACUAUAUUGAUGUUCGGAAUUGGAACAUUUCUGUCGUAUUCUGGGACGACUUUCUGUGGUUUUGGCAUGUUUGUAUGUGUUGCUAUAGGAGCCAUAUUUAUACCAGAGUCUCCUUUAUUCUAUGUUUUAAAAGGUGAUGAUGAAAAAGUCAAAGAAGCUUUACAAGAUUUGGGCAGAUCAGAAGACAUAGAUAAACUGCUGUCAGUUAAAAAGGAGUAUGUGCAAAACAGUAGCAUGAAAGAUUGGUCUGAGUUAUUUACAAUAAGAAGUAAUAGAAAGGCGUUUUUCAUUGUACUUAUUAUAAACCUCUUGCAAAAUACCAGUGGAUUUACCGUGGUUCUGUAUUUCUGUGGGUCUAUAUUUAAAAUGGCUGGCUCGUCAGUUAGCACUAAUCUCUCUAUGAUCAUUAUUGUGUCCUUUCAACUGAUUGGAAGCGUUUUAUCAUCAGUGUUUGUCGAGAGGGCAGGAAGAAGAGUCAUGUUACUGAUAUCCACAUUCUUAUGCUCGUUGAGCAUGUUUCUGCUGGGGUUAUACUUUUAUUUAAAUUCUGUGGACACGACGUUAGUCGAAAAAUUUAAAUGGUUUCCUUUAGUAAUAUUGGUUGUAUAUUCGAUCUCAUAUGAUUUUGGUUUCGCCGCAAUCCCAAAUGUAAUUGUAGGUGAAAUGUUCACGUCUAACGUCAGAAGCAAAGGAUCAACUUUGACCAUGACUCUGGCGUGGUUAUAUGGAUUUCUCGUGACCACAGGGUGUGGAAUCCUGUUGGAAAUCGUUGGCGGCCAUGUAAUUUUUUGGUUUUUCACAUGUGUGUGCGCUUGCGCAUUUCUAUUUACCUUCUUUUUCCUUAUAGAGACCAAAGGGAAGAGCUUGUUGGAAAUACAAGAACUUCUCAACAAAUAGUAAGCAUUCUCAAUCAAUUGUGCUAAAUCUAUAAAUUUAAUUGGUGUUAAUGUUUGUAAUUUUUGUUUUUCUGUAGUAAAAUUAUAAAUUUAA
This is a messenger RNA of Maniola jurtina (meadow brown), 1639 nucleotides long. RefSeq names its product facilitated trehalose transporter Tret1-like. Bases 185 to 1546 code for a protein of 453 amino acids. The transcript has 8 exons. Lineage: Eukaryota; Metazoa; Arthropoda; Insecta; Lepidoptera; Nymphalidae. Gene Ontology annotation, cellular component: membrane. Gene Ontology annotation, biological process: transmembrane transport. Gene Ontology annotation, molecular function: transmembrane transporter activity. The record is from RefSeq and is a predicted model, not a curated record.